This is a messenger RNA of Pieris napi, 1086 nucleotides long. Its product is annotated as cyclin-dependent kinases regulatory subunit-like. Gene Ontology annotation, molecular function: protein kinase binding; histone binding; ubiquitin binding. The record is from RefSeq and is a predicted model, not a curated record. The transcript has 2 exons. The coding region runs from base 168 to 449 and encodes 93 amino acids. Gene Ontology annotation, biological process: regulation of mitotic cell cycle. Gene Ontology annotation, cellular component: SCF ubiquitin ligase complex; cyclin-dependent protein kinase holoenzyme complex. NCBI's taxonomy places the organism in Eukaryota, Metazoa, Arthropoda, Insecta, Lepidoptera, Pieridae.
CGUGUCAGCUCACGCCUCACAGCUGUUACUUUAUUACUUGUUUUCUACGGUCUACGCAACUCAGCGAAAUAAUUUUACUGAAUCACCUAAUUUAAUUACAUACCUACGCAAAACCUGAGGGUUAAGUAAUACUAGACUAAUUUUGUCUAUUAACGAAUUGAUUAAAGAUGCCUGCGGAUCAAAUACAAUAUUCAGAAAGGUAUAGCGAUGACGUCUAUGAAUAUAGACAUGUCAUCUUACCACAAGAUAUUGCUCGUCUGGUUCCUAAAUCUCAUUUGAUGACAGAGACUGAAUGGAGAAACCUUGGUGUACAGCAAAGUCCUGGUUGGCUUCAUUUCAUGGUACACAGUCCAGAACCACACGUUUUAUUGUUUAGACGACCAAGAACUGAUGUUCCUACCCCAGUGAACAAUUUAGAAUCUAGUUCAAACUCAACUGUUAAGGUGUGAUAAGAUAUCGCCUUUAGUUAAUUAUGCCACAAUACAAUUAUAAAAAAUUCUUGUAUGAUUAUUCUCAGGGAUAUCAUUAUGAUUUAUGUUAUAUCAGUCUAGCUUAAUAGACAGGAAAGGGCAUUGUUUAUAAACCUCAAAGUGCAAACAAUAUUAAUAAUAACAAUAAUUAAAUUACUUAUUAUUAUAGCAGAGCUUUAUUUUAAAAUAUGGCUUUAAUUUUCUGUUUAGAUUGGUUGUAAUAAAAUAUAAUCAUCAUCAAAAAUAUCGCAGUAAAAAAUCUUUUAAGUUAAGCCAAAUAUUUAUAAAAAUGUAAAACUUUAUUACUCUCACUAAAAAUUAGCUAAUAGCUGUUAUAUAUUACUUAAUGUGAAAAAAUAAUUGUAGCUAACAAAAUUAAUAGAAAACAUAUUUAUAUAUCUCAUGUUGCUUGUUUGAUAAUGUUAUAAGAUAUGUAACAAGAAAUUGUAAAGUUAUUAUAACCUGUUACAAAAGAAGUUCCUGGGGGCUGUGUUAAUUGCGUAAAGUAUUAUCACCAUCAUAAAUGGAACAUCGUUUUGUUGGAUAAAAUGAGCUGGUAACACAUGACUGAUAAAGUGCUGUAAACAUAGUAGUUCUAAUAAAAUUAUUUAUUAAA